This is a messenger RNA of Salmo salar (Atlantic salmon), 2469 nucleotides long. RefSeq names its product tRNA splicing ligase complex subunit 3A (gene tslig3a). The record is from RefSeq and is a predicted model, not a curated record. Gene Ontology annotation, cellular component: tRNA-splicing ligase complex. Lineage: Eukaryota; Metazoa; Chordata; Actinopteri; Salmoniformes; Salmonidae.
CAGGCAUUGUAUCGGGCAGCCCUAUCACCGGUAAGAGGUUGAGUUAGGACCCAGCAUGCCAACCCAGCAGAAGUGUUGUUCUUUAGUGAUAUUAGAUUAUUCUUACGGUUUAAUCAAUUGAAGAUUCAUCACAGAAAUGGAGACAGAUAUUAUUGACUCACUGGAAGAUCUGGGGUACCAAGGCCCUCUGUUGGAGGAUGGAGCACUGGAGGCUGCGGUGAGCGGGGGAGCAGCAGCACCAGAGUUCACCAAGGUGUGUGCCUGGAUCGUCUCAGAGCUCAAGCUCUACUGUCAGCUGGAGGAGAAUGUCCAUGCCACCAACUGUCCCAGUGAGGCAGAGGGGUUCCAGCUGGAGAUGAGUGGUCUUCUGUCUGAGCUGGCCUGUCCUUACAAUGUCCUCACCACAGGAGAUGUCACCCAGAGGCUGCUCAACAAGACAAACUGCCUACUGCUCAUCACCUUUCUGAUCUCGGAGCUGGAGGCCUCCAGGAUGAUCCUGGUCAACAAGCCUCAGAAGGCAGCCCAGGAGGCCGGGGGCAGUGUUGUCUUUAUGGAGCUGAAGGGGAUCUGUGUGUCCCUGGGCAUGUCCAAACCCCCAGCCAACAUCACAAUGUUCCAGUUUUUCAGUGGGAUCGAGAAGAAGCUGAAAGAAGCUCUAGCCAAAGUGCCAUCAACUCAUGUUGGGGGUCCUCUGAUGAAGAAGCCACUUGGACCAGUUCACUUUGAAAAAAUCGAAGCCAUCAAUCAAGCACUUGUGAAUGAGUAUGAAGUCCGAAGGAAGAUGUUAUUGAAACGUCUUGACGUGACAGUUCAGUCCUUCGGUUGGUCUGACAAAGCUAAGAAACAUGCUGAAAAGCUGGCCAAUGUAUACCCGCCUCUGCGUUCAACCCUCGCCACAAAGAGCAAAGUCUCGGUGGCUCACCUCUUUGCUGCACGAGAGGACCUCUCCAAGAUUAUGCGCACAAGUAGUGGCAGGAUAAGGGAGAAGACUGCUUGUGCCAUUAACAAGGUUCUGAUGGGACGUGUGCCAGACAGAGGUGGGCGACCCACUGAGAUUGAGGCCCCCCCACCAGAGAUGCCCACCUGGCAGAAGAGGCAAGACGGUCCACAGGGAGGUGGACACUAUGGCGGGGGUGGACGAGGAGGCAGCAGGGGGGGCUACGACCAACACUCUCAGGGGGGCCGAGGGGGUUACGAGCGAGGAGGGGGUUAUGAAAGGGGCGGGAGGGGUGGAGGAGGGGGUGGCAGAGGGGGCAAGGUGCAGGGAGGCUGGUCGGACGGAGGAGGAGGAGGAGGAGGAGGAGGAGGAGGAGGUGGUGGUGGUGGUGGUGGUUACCAAGGUCAUUACCAGGAAGGAGGUGGCCACCAAGCGGGUGGGGGGAGAGGAGGUUAUGGGGGUGGAAAAUUUCAAGGGGGCUUCCAGGGCCCUGGUUACCCUGCAGGAGGGCAUCAAGGCGGAGGAGGGGGCGGAGGAGGUGGUUACCAACAUGACAACCACAAUCAAGAUGGCGGUCGCCACCAGGACAGGGGUGGCCGAGGGGGUCGCGGGGGUAGGGGAAGAGGUGAUGGUAGAGGAAGAGGUGAUGGUAGGGGAAGAGGACAGGGGGGAGGUUGGGGAGGGCGAGGGGGUCAGAAUUUGAACCAAGGAGGACAGUUUGAACAGUUCUUCCAGCAGGGUGGCCAGCAGUACAAUCAAGCAGGCUUUAGCCAGGGGAGCAAAAACUACACUAGUUGAAAAGAAAGUGCAGGCCACUGAAGCAGAGAUCAUGCAAGAGCCAUGAAGUGAAAACGCCUUAUUUUCUAAAUGUGAAUAUUAAUAUAAAGCAUGGUUAUUAUAAUUUCUUCCCUAAACCGAAUAAGAAUGUGGAGAGUGACCAUGUCUCCAACAGAAGAGAAAAGUCCAAGUCAUGCAUGACAUGAGAGCUCAAACAAACCAGACUUUUCCACAAUUCCAUGGCUGUUAACAAAUGACUGUUCCCAUGUGUUCUUUUGCAUAUGUGAGUGCUUUUGUGUUUAUGCUGUGUUCCACUAUCUUGCCACAUGAAAGUUAAAGCCAAUGUUUGCCAUUGUAACACCUAAAUUAUAAAGCCUUAUCUUGAAGAUUAUUUGAAAGAGGAGUUGAAUGUCAUGUAACUACAUAUGAUAAGGUGACAAUUGUGGAAGUAUUGUAGUCCAUCCUUAGUUAAUUUAAUUAAUACUUGAAAAGAAACGAGCUUUAUUUCUCCCUUUUUUUUUUUUUUUGUAAGCUUUGGUUUACAUUAUUGUUACUAGGAAUGGGUUAAAAAUAAGCUUGAGCCUCAAAUGUUUUGCUGUUGCAAAUAGUUUUGACUGGUAUCUCCUCUAUUACUUAUUUAAAAUAUGCCACCUAAUGAUGCUUAUAAACAAAAUUGUGUACAUACUUGGAUGUAAGAAAGACUACUUGGAAGUGUGAAUGAAUGAGAGGUGAGCAAUAAAAUCUAAUGGAUUUAA